This is a messenger RNA of Salarias fasciatus (jewelled blenny), 1701 nucleotides long. Its product is annotated as organic solute transporter subunit alpha. The coding region runs from base 1 to 1701 and encodes 566 amino acids. The transcript has 8 exons. The record is from RefSeq and is a predicted model, not a curated record. NCBI's taxonomy places the organism in Eukaryota, Metazoa, Chordata, Actinopteri, Blenniiformes, Blenniidae.
AUGAGAGGUGCAAACUGCAGCUGGCUGGGUCCUGAAAUCCCCCUGUCCUCGGACUUCUUCAGCGCCAUCCGGGAUGAACUGUGGCUCUUCCUGAUCCCGGCCGGCCUGGCUCUCAUCUUGUUGGCGGUCUUCCUGGAGGAGGUGGGCUUCUUCCUGCGCCACAUCCCAUCCUUCAGACGGAAGCGCCUGUACCUCUGGAUCUUAGGAAUGUACCCGGUGUUUGCAGCGACCUCCCUCAUAGCCCUCUAUGUCCCACGCUCCUCCUCCUUCUGCAACUUCGUUGCUUCUCUGUAUCACUCAAUCACUUUGCUGAAGUUCAUGGGACUGAUCACAGAUUUCUUUGGCGGAAAGGCCCGGAUGCUUUCCACUCUGUCUGGACAGCAGGUGUCUCCAGACCCUUUCCCUUGCUGCUGCUGCUGCUGUCUGCCCAUGGUGGCCAUCACCAGCAGCAGUCGUGGUUGGAUGAUGGCUGCCGUCCUGCAGCUGUCUGUGGUUCGCAGCAUCCUCUUCUUUGUCACUCUGGUUCUGUGGACGGAUGAGCAGUACGACUAUGGAGACGUGGACUCAGUCAAUCCCAACCUGUACGUCAACGCCAUCAUCGGCGUGUCCACCCUGGUGUCCUUCUACGGCCACCUUCUGUUCUACAAAGCCACCAAGAGCGCCCUGCGCGGCUUCGGGCUGCGGGCCAAGUUCGUGUGUGUGGUGGCGGUUCUGGUUCUGUGCGGCCUGCAGAGCAGCAUCCUGGAGACUCUGGGCGCUCUGGCCGUCUUCCCCUGCUCGCCUCCGUUCUCCGUCCUCACCAGGUCCCAGCUCAUCUAUCACUACAGCCUCAUCGUGGAGAUGUUCUGCAUCGGCCUGUACGCUCGCCACACUUUCCGCCGGGCGGAGCCCGGUGAGCUGGAGGGGGUGGAGGGGGCGGAGGAGCUGGACCGGCCGGGCUGCGAGCUGCAGGCGGACAAGGCCGUUCAGACGGACGACGUUCGGACGCCUAGUCUGAAACCAGAGCCGCCGUCGGAGGAGGGCCGCUCGGCCUUCAACCCCGGCUACAGCAGCGACGGCGAGGACAGCCUCUGCAAGAUCGAGCACAAACCUCUGGACGGGUUCUUCUUCUCUCGGGUUCAAGGCAGAGACGGGAUCCCCCUCCCAGACGGGAUCCACCUCCCAGACGGGAUCCACCUCCCAGACGGGAUCCACCUCUCAGACUGGAUCCCCCUCCCAGACGGGAUCCACCUCCCAGACGGGAUCCACCUCCCAGACGGGAUCCCCCUCCCAGACGGGAUCCCCCUCCCAGACGGGAUCCACCUCCCAGACUGGAUCCCCCUCCCAGACGGGAUCCCCCUCCCAGACGGGAUCCCCCUCCCAGACUGGAUCCCCCUCCCAGACUGGAUCCCCCUCCCAGACGGGAUCCACCUCCCAGACUGGAUCCCCCUCCCAGACUGGAUCCCCCUCCCAGACGGGAUCCCCCUCCCAGACGGGAUCCACCUCCCAGACUGGAUCCCCCUCCCAGACGGGAUCCACCUCCCAGACUGGAUCCCCCUCCCAGACUGGAUCCCCCUCCCAGACGGGAUCCACCUCCCAGACUGGAUCCCCCUCCCAGACGGGAUCCACCUCCCAGACUGGAUCCCCCUCCCAGACUGGAUCCCCCUCCCAGACGGGAUCCACCUCCCCACGCUCCAGAACCUCCUACCAGGGAUCUGCUGA